Physella acuta is the source of this 711-nucleotide messenger RNA. RefSeq lists its product as uncharacterized. The record is from RefSeq and is a predicted model, not a curated record. NCBI's taxonomy places the organism in Eukaryota, Metazoa, Mollusca, Gastropoda, Physidae.
GCCCUCAGAAGGAUCGUAGCCAUGAAGGAACAGACAUAUGGGUGGUAUCCGUCUGUUCAGGAUAUUUAUAGACCUAAAGGGAGACCAUCAUCCUACCACCUCGAAUGCCUCUACAAAUAUGGAAACUCCAUGUACUACCAGUCGAAGGCUGUACCCCCAGCACCGGAACUGCUGGUCAGGGGCGUUUCCGGGGCGUCGCCACCCCCCACACCCCAAGAUCUCAGAAGAUCAAAAUCUGUACCCAUCCCCAAGUUCACAAAAAGCACCAAGAUCCACAUACCAACACCAUCCGAGUGCUGGGCGGCGCACCGGAAGUUACAAGAGACACAAUGGGGCGUGGCCAACGACACGACAGACUUCAGUUCAAGGCCGCCAACGGAGAUGUGCUGGCCCCUACCCAAGGAGAAACAGCAGGAGAUGCUCAACCAACAGAGACAGAUGCAAACAGCUCCACAGAAUGCGUGGGGUCUCAGGUCGAAAACAUCCCCAGAUUUAUACGGCUCAGGUUCUGUUUUAGAAUGGCCAGCAGCGCAUCACAACAAAGAAGAGCGCCCAGAUUCAGCAAGGGUAACGGUCGAGAAGAUGUCACGUGACAAGAAAAGCAGACCAGCUACAUCUUUCGUCAGGUCAUCACAAGGCAACCAGAGACCUACAACAGCCAAACCUGCUGUAGUGCCAGCGCCCCCUAGUGGCAAAAAUACUCAUCGCUAA